Molecule: messenger RNA, 4271 nt
Organism: Carassius gibelio (silver crucian carp)
Lineage: Eukaryota; Metazoa; Chordata; Actinopteri; Cypriniformes; Cyprinidae
Product: gastrula zinc finger protein XlCGF26.1
Exons: 3
Coding region: 290-2116 (608 amino acids)
Source: RefSeq, a predicted model, not a curated record
UUAAAUGAAUGGACUACGUGAGCUGUCGUGUAACGCUUUACAUUUACGUUUUCAGUUAACAGGCAACUAGCCUACCGUGUUCUCUCCUUUAAUCUUCAAAAUCUUGACUUUCAGUUACAUUACAGCCCUUUUUAUUAUUCUAUUUUUGUGUCUGAAAACUGAACUAAGGCAUAACACAAACCCUGUUCGUUUUAUCUCGUAAAUGGCCCACUAUUAGUGUUGUUUGAGUAAAGCGCAUUAAUUCUUAUGAACAAGAAACAGAACAUCUGAAAUAUAUGCUGUUCUCAAGAUGGCAUCUAUUAAAGAGGAGAUUGAAGACGUGAGCAUUUCAGAAACAUUUAGAGUGAAAAAUGAAGAUGCAGAGGAUGACACAGACCUGGUGGUGAUGAAAGUGGAAAGUCAAGAACUGUAUGAAACGGAGGAGGAAGAUCCAUACGGUAAACAUCACGGAGAAAAAAAUUGCUUGCAGACUGAAAAGGAGCCCUCUCAAAACAAAUAUCGAAAGAAAAGUUUUAAAAACUGUUACAUCUGCCCUCAAUGUGGCAGGAAUUUCACUUAUGAAAAAAGCCUUAAAAAACAUGAGUUAAUGCACAAUGUACAGAGCCCUUUCACCUGCCAACAGUGUGGGAACAUUUUCACUACGAAUGGAAGCCUUAAAAACCACAUGAGAAUUCACACUGGAGAGAAGCCUUUCACAUGUAAUCAGUGUGGAAAGAGUUACACAAGAAGCAAGACCUUAAAGGAUCACAUGAGGAUUCACACUGGAGAAAGGCCUUUUAAGUGUGAUCAGUGUGGAAAGAGUUACAUACGAAGCAAAACCUUAAAGGAUCACAUGAGGAUUCACACUGGAGAAAGGCCUUUUAAGUGCGAUCAGUGUGGAAAAAGUUUCAUACAUAAAGUAACCCUUAAUUUACACAAGAAAAUUCACUUAAGAGAGAGCCACUUUAUUUGCCAUCAGUGUGGAAAAAGUUUCAAAGACAUAGAACGCCUUAACAGGCAUGUGAUAAUUCACUCUGGAGAGAAGCCCUUCAAGUGCCAGCAAUGUGGAAAGGGGUUCCAAAUAAAAAACAAUCUAAAGGCACAUAUGAAAUGUCACAUCGAGGAAAAGCCUUUCAAGUGCCAUCAAUGUGGAAAGUGUCUAAAACACGAAACAUCCCUUAAUUACCACAUGAGACUUCACACUGGAGAAAGGCCUUUCACCUGUCUUCAGUGUGGAAAGAGUUUCAUUCUUGAAGGACAACUUAGUCGUCACAUAAGAUACAUUCACACUGAGGAGAAGCCUUUCGUGUGCCAUUACUGUGGAAGGAUUUGUGAAAGCAAAUCAAACCUUAAGAUUCACAUACAAGUUCACACAGGAGAAAAGCCUUUCUCUUGCCCUCAGUGUGGAAAGAGUUUCAUACAUAAAGGUCUCCUUAAUUAUCACAUGAGGCUGCACACUGGAGAAAAGCCCUUCAGCUGCCAUCAUUGUGGAAUGAGUUUCAGAUAUAAAGGACUUCUUAAUGGUCACAUGAGAAGUGUUCACACCAAUGAGAAGCCUUUUACGUGCCAUCACUGUGGAAGGAUUUGCGAAAGCAAAUCUAAACUUCAGAUUCACAUGCGAAUUCACACUGGAGAAAAGCCGUUCUCCUGUCCUUGUGGUAAAAGUUUCGCACUUAAAGGAAACCUCACUGCUCACAUGAGGCUUCACACUGGAGACCGGCCUUACAUGUGUGUUCAGUGUGAGAAGAGUUUCGCCUAUCUAAGACAGUUGAAAAGUCAUUUGCAAACUCAUUUUGGAGAGAAAUCCCAGUGUUCUGAAUGUGGCAAGAAGUUUGCAAAAACAAGCAAUUUCAAAAAUCAUCUGCGCAUUCACUCUGGACUAAGGCCGUUUAAUUGUGAUCAAUGUAAUAAAAAAUUUAUUUUGCAAUCACACUUAGAGAUACACCUGAAAAGUCAUGCAGACAAGAGACCCUAUUUGUGUUCUUUGUGUAAAAAGAGAUUUAAAUGGCUGUGCAAUUUAAGAUCGCACAAGAGAUUUCAUAUCCAUAAACCUAUUUCCAAAGCAACCUACUUGAAACGAAAACAACAAAUCCAUGCUGAAGAAAAACCUGACACUAUAAAAGUGGUGGUCACGUGAUGGCACCUUAAUUGUGUUAAAGUCGCUGCCCUUGAUCAGUUUUAAGUCAUGUUUUGGAGCUACAAAGUGUCAUGGCUGGACAUUUCUGAUACUGUUGUGGGGUUAUGAGUGGGGAUGGAGGAGAUACUGUAUCACCAGGUUUUUUUUUUUCCUUUUAUUUUUUUAUUUUUAUUUUUAUUUUUUUGCAGUUGUACUUGUUUGUAUGGGCAAAACAUUAAUCCACUUGAAAAUAUAGACCCUUUAUACACAGUACAGACCAAAAGUUUGGACACACCUUCUCAUUCAAAGAGUUUUCUUUAUUUUCAUGACUAUGAAAAUUGUAGAUUCACACUGAAGGCAUCAAAACUAUGAAUUAACACGUGGAAUUAUAUAUGGAAUUAUAUACAUAACACAAAAGUGUGAAACAACUGAAAAUAUGUAAUAUUAAAUAUGUAAUACCUUUUGCUUUGAUUACUGUUUGCACACUCUUGGCAUUCUCUUGAUGAGCUUCAAGAGGUAGUCACCUGAAAUGGUCUUCCAACAGUCUUGAAGGAGUUCCCCGAGAGAUGCUUAGCACUUGUUGGCACUUUUGCCUUCUGUCUGCGGUCCAGCUCACCCCUAAACCAUCUCGAUUGGGUUCAGGUCCGGUGACUGUGGAGGCCAGGUCAUCUGGCGCAGCACCCCAUCACUUUCCUUCUUGGUCAAAUAGCCCUUGAUGCCUUGAGUAUGACUCUACAAUUUUCAUAGUCAUGAAAAUAAAUAAAACUCUGAAUGAGAAGGUGUGUCCAAGCUUUUGGUCUCUACUGUAUAAGUAUAAUCAAUUCUACAUUUAACUCGUUAAUGUAUUUCAGUAGCUUUCUAGUGAGAUGGAUAUAUUAAAAUCUCACAUUUGACUUUAUUUUAGUCUGCAUCAGUUUAGCAACUAGUAAACCAGUUCUUCUUUAAGAGUAGGUAGGGGGCUGUGUGGAGUAGCAUACCAAUUUAGUGAGUGUAAAUCCUUUCAUUUAAAUGUGCUUGUAUGAAUAGCCUCUAAACUCUUCUGUUGUGUUUGUUUUGUGUUUGUUGACUAUUCAUGGCUUCAUUUUCCUCUCUUGAAUUCCUAACAUUUUAAGUCAGCAUUCAAACACAUAACAUUUUAGUGGAUUUAUAGCCUGUCAGUAAACAUUACAGUGCCACCUUCAGGCUGAAUUAAACAAGGAUACUAGACCUCUUCCAAAAGUGUAUCUGCAUGUGUUCAGUGAUUAAAAACAAGUGUCCCAAUUCGUCUUCAUGCAUUAUCCCAAUUCACUGUGGCAAGCUUAUAAUAUUAAUUCAAAUUUUGCACUGUCGAGUCAGUCAUUUCCCACAUUAUUUUUGUGUCUUCUCAUCAUUUCUAUAAACGUGUCCAGUUAUUAUGUGUGUGAUGCAUGUUGAUACAAUAAAUAGUGUUGUUUGACAAGCUAGGAAACUGUAUAUAUGAAUGAUGUUUUUAAUGCUUUCCAUUCCAUCUAAACAAGGCCUAAGUGUUUUUUUUUACCAUCAGAAUGUUUCAUGUACUUUUUAUUUUUUUUACUAUUUAUGCAUAUGCAUGCUACUAUUCAUAAUGUACUUUUUUCAAUGUUCUGCCUUUUCUACUUUUCUCUGAUAUUCAGAAUAACCUAAACUGUAGGCUAUGUAUGGACUCAAUCUGACAAAUCAGAAAAUGUCAAGUUUAAAAUAAAAAAGACUUGGGAUUUCAGUCAUGAAUUUGCACGACUUUGAAACAAUGGUUAAAAAUGAAUAGACUAUGUCUAUUAGUGAGAACUGUAAACAUGACACAAGUGAGAACAAUGAAGAAAAAAAAUGCAGUAAUAUUUUAGAUGAGUUUUGGCAAUUGUGCCCCCAGCGGUCUUAGUGUUAGUGGUUUUGGGAAGCAAGCACACACUGCACACACAGACAGUGGUAGUUUAUGUAUAGCUACAGUCAUUUUUAUGUAAGUCAGAUUACAGAUGUUCUUGUGCUUUUACAGAUGUGCUUUUAACCAUUUGCCGUUGAUAAUAGUAAAGGCUAUAUGAACUACUAAAAGUAGAAAACGUUUAGAGCCAUUUCAUUACAAAAUACUGCAACUUGUGCAACAAUAUAGCUGUAAGAUGUGUUUCAUUCAUCUAUUUUCAUUUUGUCGUUUUAUUCAAAUAAAAAGGCCUUCUCGGAAGUGAAA